Messenger RNA from Hydatigera taeniaeformis, 465 nucleotides. Lineage: Eukaryota; Metazoa; Platyhelminthes; Cestoda; Cyclophyllidea; Taeniidae. The record is from the annotation of a GenBank genome assembly.
AUGCGGUGGGUUAUCGAAGGUGUUGACUAUCUGUGGGUGAGCUGUGAUGGACUGGAGUACCCCUUCAGCAGCAGGGUGGGAAGAAGCGCAGUCUCCAGCGGUGCAUCAAUCACCUAUGUACCAAGCAUCGAGUGGGAAGGCACUACAUCCGUUACAACCCCUCUUCCCACCACGUCAUGCCAGCCAACCACGUUGUUUGUGUGUCUCAUACCACCUGUGGAGCAGCAACCCGGUUGGGAGCCGGAGUUUGUUUACGAUCACAUUGCUCGCCUGCGACUCGUUGCACUUGCUGAGGAGGGUCGAAAGAAACAGCAACUGAUGCGCGUGGCAGGACAUGUUUCCCUCUUCAUAGAAUACAGCUUCCCACUGACGACUCUACUCCCUCCGCCUCCCUUACCACUCGCACCUGCCAACCUCCUUGUGCCGCAUGUUUCCUCACGGAUAACUGCUGCUCGCUUUGGCUGA